CUCUGGUCUUAUGUUGACUACUUUUUGGGUUUAAUUUCUUUCUAAGAUUGUACAUUGUUCAUCCGUCCACAGGAUGUCGCUAUUCUAACUCAGAAUCUUAAGUUUUUCUUUGGUAUUGCUGUUUGCGCUCGGCUUCCCCUAGUGGCGACUUGCUGUAAGCAGCAGGCAGAAAGAACUUUUUAUUUCAGUUGGAAAAGAGGCCUUGAGGUGUUAAGACGUUGCACACCUCCUCUGCACCAUACAUCGUUGGGAACCCUUGACAAAACAAAAUCUUUUUACCACACACACACACGCACACGCACGUUCACGCGAAGAAAUAAAUGAGAGGAAGGAGUUUGGGCCUCCAUUUUUCUUUGUUGGUUUAGCUCGCUGCCAAAGUCGAGUAGCCAUACGCUCGGCUGAGGGCAGAAGAGUAAAAAGAUUUUCAACACAUCAAGCACCCAAGAUGUCUCAGCAAGAAGUUUCACCACCUAUCAGCCAAGUGGUCACCAGGUCGGAGGCCAGUCAUUCUCAUUCUUCACGCCGGUCCAGAACGAGUCAAGCUGCUGCACAAGCACGAGCAGACGCCGAAGCUGCCUACGCCAGAGCACGGUACGCCAAACGCCAAAUCGACAUGGAGGUCGAGAAGGCACGCAUCGAGGCAACACUACACGCUCUGAAGACGGAAGGUGAAGCAGAAGCAGCGCUCGCCGCAGCUAAAGUUUGGGAGGCGACUUUCGAAGAAGAGGAGCGCGCCAAAGUCGACCUCAGCGAGCAAGGGGUAUUUUCCAAGACACCCCCCUCCAUCAGGCGUGCACAAGAGUAUGUGCAUGCUCACUUUGACGACCAGCGUGUCCAAGCAGAUGGCACACAAACGCCAAACAAUGAGCACCUGGUUAGGCACAAUGACUCUCAACAACCAGAAAAUAGCCCAAAAUCAGCUGGUGCUUUUCCACAUGUGCGUCACAUCGACAUCGCUGACGAAGAGCAUCUCCAAUCUCAUCGUGGGAGAACGGACAUCUCACACCAGCCUACACCUUCAGCAACCCCACAAAGUGAACUGUCCAAUUUAGCAGCCUAUCUAGCACGGCGUGAUCUGCUGACAUCGGGGUUCAAGGUUUUCGACAACCGGCCAGAGUCCUACCUGUCCUGGAAGUCCAUGUUCUGCAACGCGACGGAAGGCCUCAAUCUCAAGCCCAGCGAAGAGCUCGACCUUCUCACCAAGUGGCUCGGCGGGGAGUCUCUUCAACACGCUCAGAGGAUCAGGGCGGUCCACGUGAGUAAUCCACAGGCAGGUCUCCAACGUCUGUGGCAGCGGCUAGACAAGACUUAUGGCUCUCCAGAGGUAAUUGAAUCCUCACUCUUCCAACGGUUGCAGACUUUUCCAAGAAUCUCCAACAAAGACACUCACUUACUGCAGGAGCUUGCUGAUCUUCUGUUAGAGCUAUCGUAUGCCAAAAGUGAAAGUUAUUUGCCGGGUCUUAGCUUUCUCGACACACCAAGGGGCAUAAACCCGAUAGUUGAAAAACUCCCAUAUGGACUCCAGGAGUCAUGGGUUACACAAGGUACCAAAUACAAAAGGGAAAACGGUGCAGUCUAUCCACCUUUUUCGUAUUUUGUGCGGUUCGUAAAUGACUACGCUGAAAUGAGAACAGACCCUAGCUUUAUGUUACAGUGUUCAAACGUAAUAAAUCCAAGGGUUGAUAAGACAUCAGUAAGACGAGACAAAUACAGAGUUCCAUUGGCGGUGAAUAAAAUAGAGAUCAGUCCGGCUAAAUUGACAGCACCCGAUCCAGACAAACAAUGUCCUAUCCACCAAAAACCACAUUCACUCGUCAAAUGCAGGGGGUUUAGAAUGAAAACACUAGACGAAAGAAAGAACAUUCUCAAAGAGCACGCCAUUUGUUUUAAAUGUUGUGCGUCCACAAAUCACAGGGCUCGAGACUGUAAAGCUAUUAUCCAAUGCUCAGAAUGUGAUAGCGAUGCUCAUGUGUCUGCCAUGCAUGUCGGUCCACCUCCAUGGACACCUCAAGACUUUAAUCCCCCAACCCAGAGUCACGGCGGGGAGUCUGAGGGCCCAAAUCCUGUGAACACAGCCAGUUGCACAGAAGUAUGUGGGCAAGGCGUAAAAGGAAAAUCAUGCUCAAAGAUCUGUUUAGUUAAUGUAUAUCGCCGAACUUCUCCAGAAAAGAAAAAGAGGGUAUAUGCCAUGUUGGAUGAUCAGAGCAAUUCAUCCUUAGCCAGAUCUGCGUUUUUUGACAUGUUUAAUGUGCAAAGUACCAUAUUCCCAUACACCAUGAGAACAUGUGCAGGUUUAUCAGAGACACGAGGUCGCAAAGCUGAUGGCUUUGUUGUAGAAGAUGUAGAUGGUAAGGUCUCCAUGAUGCUGCCUACAAUAACAGAAUGUGAUCAGAUUCCAGAUAAUAGAGACGAAAUUCCCAGCCCUGAGGUAGCAGCAGCUCACCCUCAUUUGCGAUCAAUCGCUUCACAGAUUCCUCCUCUCGACCCAUCGGCAGACAUUCUUCUGCUCCUGGGAAGGGACAUCAUUCAGGCUCAUAAAGUUCGUGGUCAGGUAAAUGGGCCAAACAAUGCACCUCAUGCCCAGCGUCUCGAUUUAGGAUGGGUUGUCAUAGGUGAUGUCUGUCUCUCUGGAGCUCAUAAACCCACAUUGAACUCAUUUAAGACGAACGUUCUAAACAGUGGACGUCCCACGUUCCUCAGUCCUUGCGAAAACACAAUCGUUAUCAAAGAGAAAUACACCAAAAACGAUCCACUAAACACACAAGCGGAACUAGGACAACAUAUUUUCCAACAAACAACAAAUGACGACAAAGUUGCACUUUCGGCAGAAGAUGCGUUGUUCCUAGACAUUAUGCACAACAACUUUGCUAAAGAUGAGGCGAAUAACUGGGUAGCUCCACUUCCAUUCCGCUCACCUAGGCGGCGCCUACCUGACAAUCGGGAGCAGGCCUACAAUCGUUUAAUGUCGCUCCGCAAAACGCUGAGAAGAAAACCUGAAAUGAGAGCGCAUUACGCUGAGUUUAUGGAGAAAAUAUUCAGCAAGGGCCAUGCCGAACCAGCGCCCGCACUGGCGCCAGAUCAAGAGUGCUGGUAUCUCCCUAGUUUUGGCGUUUACCACCCGCAAAAGCCAGAAAAAAUUAGGGUAGUCUUUGAUUCGAGUGCUCAACUUGACAAUGUUUCUCUCAAUGACGUGCUCCUCAAGGGACCAGAUCUUAACAACACUCUCGUAGGAGUUCUGAUGCGGUUUAGGUCCGACCCAUACGCCGUUAUGGCAGAUGUGGAGCAUAUGUUUCACAACUUUGUAGUACGAGAAGACCACCGUAACUACCUUCGUUUCUUGUGGUUCCAAAAUCAUGACCUUGAUGGAAAAGUGCAAGAAUUUAGGAUGACUGUCCAUGUGUUUGGUAAUUGUCCUUCCCCAUCAGUCGCCAUCUUUGGACUGAAAAGAACAGCCAUAGAAGGAGAAAUGGAAUUUGGCAGUGACGCAAAAGAAUUCAUUGAACGGCACUUCUAUGUAGAUGAUGGGCUAAAGUCAUUCUCUUCCAUAGAGCAGGCCAUUGAUGUUCUUAGUAGGGCACAGAAGAUGCUGGCUCAGUGUAACAUACGCCUGCACAAAAUCUCAUCCAAUUGUCCUCUCAUAACAGGAGCCUUUCCAACCGAAGAUCGUGCUGUAGGCAUGCAAGGUCUUGACAUUGGGCAGACUACCCCACCAAUGCAGCGCAGUUUGGGCUUAGGAUGGGAGCUGUUGACUGACCAAUUCAAGUUCCAAGUAAGAGUAAAUGAAAGGCCGUUCACAAAAAGGGGAGUUCUGUCAGUUAUCAACAGUGUGUUCGACCCACUUGGUUUUGCUAUUCCAACAUCACCAUACCCCGACUUGAACUCUGUGCAGCAGUCCUGGCCGUGGAAGUAG
This is a messenger RNA of Corythoichthys intestinalis (scribbled pipefish), 3910 nucleotides long. RefSeq lists its product as uncharacterized. The coding region runs from base 446 to 3910 and encodes 1154 amino acids. NCBI's taxonomy places the organism in Eukaryota, Metazoa, Chordata, Actinopteri, Syngnathiformes, Syngnathidae. The transcript is spliced from 3 exons. The record is from RefSeq and is a predicted model, not a curated record.